Molecule: messenger RNA, 570 nt
Organism: Thelazia callipaeda (thelaziosis nematode)
Lineage: Eukaryota; Metazoa; Nematoda; Chromadorea; Rhabditida; Thelaziidae
Source: the annotation of a GenBank genome assembly
AUGAGCAGCUGUAAAUUAGUGUUUCUGGAAGCAGUUGUUGCAAAUGAUUUCAGUCCAGAAGCUCCGCCAAGUAGAAUAACGGUUGUCGCGGAAGAAUCGGAAAUGCCGACGACAAUAAUGCCUCCAGCGCAAGUGGAAGGUAGCCGAUAUGCAUCAGUGAUUAGUAGCCCUCCCCUUCCGGCCCUCGUAAAAAGAAUGGAAAAUGAAUUAACAGAUAAUCCUUUUCGCCCGGAGGAAUCUCUCUUUCACGAAGUUGAUCCCAUCGUAGAAGCAUACAAAAAUAAGCCUUAUCCACCAUCUUUGCCUGGCUCACAAAAUUCGACGCCUGUAAAAACAGCUAAUCAAUCUUAUUUAAAUGGUCUGUCACCAUCAUUUUUAUUGGGAAGUAAAGAAAUGGAUUUGCCGCAAGGAGUAUCUGAUACAACGCCGUUGAAUUCAUCUACUCCGCUUAUAAACAGUAUGGAUCAAGCCGGUAUAGAGGAUAGUAGUGUGGUUGAUUUGCCGAAAGCUCGACAAGUGGAAUGUGUCCAUAUCGAGAAGAAAAAGUGCGGUUGUUGUACUCUGCAAUAG